UGUGUGUGAAAAUAAUGUUUAGAGGUUAGUUAGAUGAAGAAUAACAAAGUGGGUCACAAAUUACCAAAAAUAUUACACAAAAACAAAAUGGGGUUUAUGUGUGUAUAUGAGUUCCAAUCCACUAUCUAUGAAUCUUUUGGAAUAUAUAUAAAUAAUAAGAAUGUGUGAACCUUUGUGAUUUUACUGGGAACGAUCUUUUAUAUGGUAGUUGUUUGAUAUAAAUUAAUCAAAAUAUUGACCUGACACAAAGUUGUCAAGUGUUUGAAUAGUAAUAAUGCAAAACGUUGCUGUUAGAUACGAUGCUGUUAAAUAGACUGUAUUAAAAUUUAAAUAUAUACGUCUAUACUUAAAUAUUAAUUUAUCAAGUAUUAAAAAAAGUAAUCGUUGAAUUUGAGAGUAGUCACAAAACAUUCACAUUUACAGAAAGAUGAGUGACAGUGGUGACAAAUGAAUUAUUUUUGUAAAGGUAAUAAAAUAAAAGCAUUACAAACUAACGGACAUUAAAAAUUUAAAGUUACUGAAAUAUUAGUUUAGACUUAACAUUGCAACGGGUUUAUUAAUACUGUAUUCUAACAGAAAGCUCUCCGAUGCAUACACAUACGGCUUUGUGCGGAUGUGUUUUUGAAAUUACUUAAAAUCAAAUAAGUGUCAGCAAAACACAUGACAAGACCACGUUAUAUGACUGGAUUGUGAAGAUUUGAUACAAAAAAUUUCUUGAAAAUGGCCUCAGAAGAAAAGAAGCCAGAGACUGACAUCAAACCUCCAAUCGCCACCUCGGCUUCUGCCACUCAGAGCAAGUCUGCUCCUGCCAAACCAACCUACAGCCUGAAGUUCACCUUGGCUGGUCACACUAAAGCUGUCUCCUCAGUGAAAUUCAGUCCCAGUGGUGAAUGGUUGGCCAGCUCCUCUGCUGACAAACUCAUUAAAAUCUGGGGUGCUUACGACGGAAAGUUUGAGAAAACCAUUGCUGGACACAAACUGGGCAUCUCAGACGUGUCCUGGUCUUCAGACUCUAACCUCCUGGUUUCUGCAUCAGACGACAAGACUCUGAAGAUCUGGGAUGUCAGCUCGGGGAAGUGUCUGAAAACUCUGAAAGGACACAGUAACUAUGUCUUCUGCUGCAACUUCAACCCUCAGUCCAAUCUCAUCGUUUCAGGAUCAUUUGAUGAGAGUGUGAGGAUAUGGGAUGUCAAAAGUGGGAAAUGUCUGAAGACGCUGCCCGCUCAUUCUGACCCGGUCUCUGCUGUUCACUUCAACAGAGACGGCUCUCUGAUCGUGUCCAGCAGCUACGACGGACUCUGUCGUAUCUGGGACACAGCCUCAGGACAGUGUUUGAAGACACUCAUAGACGACGAUAAUCCACCGGUGUCGUUUGUCAAGUUUUCACCCAACGGUAAAUACAUCCUUGCCGCCACUCUGGACAACACAUUGAAACUGUGGGACUACAGCAAAGGAAAGUGUUUGAAAACCUACACAGGACACAAAAAUGAGAAAUACUGCAUAUUCGCUAACUUCUCGGUCACAGGUGGGAAGUGGAUCAUCUCAGGCUCAGAGGACAACAUGGUUUAUAUCUGGAACCUUCAGACCAAGGAGAUUGUCCAGAAGCUGCAGGGUCACACAGACGUCAUCAUCUCCACAGCCUGUCACCCCACAGAGAACAUCGUCGCUUCUGCAGCUCUGGAGAACGACAAAACCAUCAAGCUGUGGAGGAGUGACUGCUGAAAUUCUGUUCCUUCUUUUUUAUAAAAAAAUGUAUUAUUAUUUUAUUUUGUUUUUUAGACCAUUUCCUCUGCAUUCAAUUUUUAAAGAAGGUUAUUUGUUUGAGCUUUUUCUUGGUCGUCAUCUCCUCUCCAUGCAUGUCAGUAGUUCCCCGACCCCAUUUCCCCCUGCCUCCCACUCCACCACGUCUACACAUUUACAGCUAUUGCUUUAAACAUCUAUUGAUUCAUUUACACUGUGAUUCCUGAAAACAGAUAUUCUCACCAAAAUGGAAUAAAAUCACACAUUUUUUCCUACUGUGGUAAAAAAAAAAAAAA
This is a messenger RNA of Cynoglossus semilaevis (tongue sole), 2036 nucleotides long. RefSeq names its product WD repeat-containing protein 5. Lineage: Eukaryota; Metazoa; Chordata; Actinopteri; Pleuronectiformes; Cynoglossidae. Gene Ontology annotation, cellular component: Set1C/COMPASS complex. The record is from RefSeq and is a predicted model, not a curated record. The transcript has 14 exons. Gene Ontology annotation, molecular function: histone binding. The coding region runs from base 721 to 1722 and encodes 333 amino acids.